GGUAUUCUGAAAGUGAAACCCAAGAACCUCGUACAUGUCCUGGUUUUACUGGUGAAUCAAGUCAUUAUCGGGCUCGAAUAAGAAAAACCCAAUUCGUAAAUCCAAAAGCUAAUAAUCGUGUUUUUCAAGAUAUAAGUGGUGAACAAAAAAUAAGUGAAGAAAUGAAACGAUUUAGUGAAAUUGCAAAUAUAAAGAGAAUCAAAUUUAUUAAAGCUAAACUAUUUAACAAAACGGUAUUGGAGAUUUGGUAUCUAAUACCUAUAACAUGUGAAAAGGCAGAUUUUCAAAAAACCGAAAGCUCUUUAAUAAAAUCACAACUUUCAUCUAUUAUUAACUCUUUAAUUCCUUUUUUAGAUGAUUUUGAUCGUUCACGUUUUCGAGGUUUAUCGAGUAAAUCUCGUAACGAUUUAAUAAAUAUUCUUCGAGAGAUUAGAAGUAUAGUGACUGAAAAUAGUAUUAAUAUUGGCAGUGAAGAAUAA
Messenger RNA from Racocetra persica, 479 nucleotides. The record is from the annotation of a GenBank genome assembly. NCBI's taxonomy places the organism in Eukaryota, Fungi, Glomeromycota, Glomeromycetes, Diversisporales, Gigasporaceae.